Molecule: messenger RNA, 129 nt
Organism: Cercopithifilaria johnstoni
Lineage: Eukaryota; Metazoa; Nematoda; Chromadorea; Rhabditida; Onchocercidae
Source: the annotation of a GenBank genome assembly
GCAUGCGGACCAUUACCAUCACCAGGACCACAGGGCGAAGUGAGCCAUAAGGAAGAUGAGGGAAACGAGGAUUGCAUGGAGCUGGAGGACCAUCAGAAGAACCGGGCUUACCUGGAGAACCUGGACUAG